This is a messenger RNA of Euleptes europaea (tarantolino), 1475 nucleotides long. RefSeq names its product zinc finger and BTB domain containing 8B (gene ZBTB8B). The transcript has 3 exons. The coding region runs from base 34 to 1467 and encodes 477 amino acids. The record is from RefSeq and is a predicted model, not a curated record. Gene Ontology annotation, biological process: regulation of transcription by RNA polymerase II. Lineage: Eukaryota; Metazoa; Chordata; Lepidosauria; Squamata; Sphaerodactylidae. Gene Ontology annotation, molecular function: DNA-binding transcription factor activity, RNA polymerase II-specific; protein binding; RNA polymerase II cis-regulatory region sequence-specific DNA binding.
GAGAAGUCUUCCCUAGCAGUAGCUGUAGGAGAAAUGGAGAUGCAAUCUUACUACACCAAACUCUUGGGGGAGCUCAAUGAGCAACGGAAGAGGGACUUCUUCUGCGACUGCAGCAUCAUUGUGGAAGGGAGGAUUUUCAAGGCGCACAAGAACAUUCUCUUUGCCAACAGUGGUUAUUUCAGGGCCUUGCUGAUCCACUAUAUCCAAGACAGCGGACGGCACAGCACCGCUUCCUUGGACAUUGUGACCUCCGAGGCCUUCUCCAUCAUUCUGGACUUCCUUUAUUCGGGGAAGCUGGAUCUUUGUGGGGAAAAUGUGAUCGAGGUAAUGUCUGCGGCCAGUUAUCUGCAGAUGACCGACGUGGUCAACUUCUGCAAGACAUACAUCAGGUCAUCGCUGGACAUCUGUCGGAAAAUAGAGAGGGAGGCGGCCUUUUAUCAGGCCGACAGCGGGACUGCAAACCCCGCCAGGGAGGGCACGUCCUACAGCACAAAGAGCCAGUGUUCGGCUUCCGUCUCGUCCCUGCAGGAGAAGGAAAGGAUCCCAGACUGUCAACGAGACCCUCCCUGUGGGGAAUGCAGCAGCUGCCAUCCCAUCGAGCUCGUAGUGAGGGACCCUAUAAGCAGUGACUCAUUGGACGACACUAACUCUUCACUGCCCAAAGUAGUGGAACCAAAAGUGGAAUAUGAUGCAGACGAAGUGGAAGUCGAAGUGGGUGAACGGCUGCCACAGUACCCAACUCCGUUGACCAUCGAGCAGAUAGAGGAGGGGCUUCAUAGUGGCCAGGCGAUGGAUCUGGCCUGCAAUAAUUAUCACAUGAAGCAGUUCUUGGAAGCCUUGCUGCGCAAUAGCGCGGCCCAGAGAAAGGACGAUGUGGUCCAUCACUUUGUCCGAGGUUUUGAGGGCAGGCCGGAAGAUGCGGGCGUCCCCAUGAGCUCCAUGAUGGACAUUCAUAAUGACUGGUAUGGAGAAGAUACAGGCGAUGUUCUAGUUGUGCCGAUCAAGCUCCACAAAUGCCCGUUCUGCCCGUACACAGCCAAACAGAAAGGGAUUCUGAAGCGACACAUCCGCUCCCAUACAGGCGAGAGGCCAUAUCCUUGUGAGAUCUGUGGCAAACGCUUCACCCGUCAGGAACACCUCCGGAGCCAUGCUUUGAGUGUACAUCGCUCGAACAAGCCGAUAAUCUGCAAGGGCUGCAGAAGAACGUUUACAAGCAGCCUGUCCCAAGGACUGCGGCGGUUUGGCCUGUGUGACAGUUGCACUUGUGUCACAACCACACACGAGGAUUCGAUGCCCAUCAACCUCAGCCUGAUGGAGCCUUCUUCAGAAGGUCCGGAAAAAAGCGACCCAGACAACGACUGGCCCAUCUAUGUAGAAUCGGGGGAUGAGAAUGAUCCACCUGACGACGACGACGCUGAUCCAGAUCCUGAUGAAAAGCAGAGCCUACACCGAGAGGCACUUAUGUAGCACCAAAA